Molecule: messenger RNA, 525 nt
Organism: Oncorhynchus keta (chum salmon)
Lineage: Eukaryota; Metazoa; Chordata; Actinopteri; Salmoniformes; Salmonidae
Product: cytochrome c oxidase subunit 6B1-like
Exons: 4
Coding region: 134-394 (86 amino acids)
Cellular component (GO): mitochondrion; respiratory chain complex IV
Source: RefSeq, a predicted model, not a curated record
GCCGCUUGUCUUGCAGGUGCACCACACUAUGUUCCUUCUCCCAUCAUGCGUUGCGUUUUGACGCUCUUCUUCAGAGGACACCGCAAGAGGUCAGUUUAUCAGACUUUUAGCGCAGAGAUUGAAAUCAGUCAAAAUGUCUGACGUAAUUGAAGAGAAGAUCAAGAACUACAGAACGGCUCCUUUUGAUGCCCGGUUCCCCAACACCAACCAGACCCGAAACUGCUUCCAGAAUUAUCUGGACUUCCACAGAUGUAACAAGGCUCUGUCAGACAAAGGCCAGGACGUGGCACCCUGUGACUGGUACCAGAGAGUCUACAAAAGCCUGUGUCCCUUGAGCUGGGUGGCAAAAUGGGACGAUCAGAUUGAAGCUGGAAGUUUCCCUGGGAAAAUCUAAAUGGACACAUGACUUCUUCCACUGAUCUCGCGUCCUUUCCUCCGACUUCCCUUACGUACCUCUUAAUGUCUCUGUCAAGCAUUUUGAUGUUUCUGUAAAAAUGACUAAUAAAUAUUUUAAUGUUGUGGUGA